Molecule: messenger RNA, 1027 nt
Organism: Poecilia latipinna (sailfin molly)
Lineage: Eukaryota; Metazoa; Chordata; Actinopteri; Cyprinodontiformes; Poeciliidae
Product: probable palmitoyltransferase ZDHHC14
Exons: 4
Coding region: 608-1012 (134 amino acids)
Source: RefSeq, a predicted model, not a curated record
UGACUUCAGCCCCGGCUGAAGGGGGAGGAGCAGGCGGCGGAGCAGGCGGCGGAGGCUCUUCUCUGCUCCCAUGUUGAUGUUUGUUUGCUAGGGUGGCAUUGCCGUGUGUGGACGGGGAUUGACGGAGGGUUGUCGAGUGGCCUGGCAAGACGCUUUAUUGAGGAAAGCUGCAACUUUGCCCCUACCCCUCCGAAUACGAGGCUGAAUAAUGAAGAUUUAAGAUAAUGUCUCAUCGAUUAUUACUAUGAACCGCUUUGCCAUAUGGCUGUAUGAUCAUGUUUGACUCGCCUCUCUUGACUGACGGCCAGUCCGGGAUUUUGGAUCUCGUCUGAGGGCGCUUUCUCUGGAUUUUCCUUCCCCGUUAAAAAAAAAAAAAAAAAACGAAGUUCCCCCUCGGCGACGAGACCCUUUCCAACUCAUUUGUUCAUCUCUAAACUUCCAAAAAUGGUCUUCUUCGCUUUGGCUCGAAACAAACCGGGAUAACGACGGGAGAAGCUCCGCGACAACACCCCUACCAAGGACGGCCAGUGUUACUUUCCCCCCGAGGCUGUCCUGGCGCUGGAUUUUUUCAACUCCUUAUUUUUUAUUUUUAUUUUUGCUGUAAUUGAUGCAUCUUGGGGAGUCCAUGAGAGAGUGCGAGUACAGUCAAAUCAGCACUCGCAGCUCCACGCCAAUGGAGACCCCCUACAAGAAAAGGACCCCAAAGAGGAAGAAAUGGGAGACCUUCCCAGGUCGGAAUAAAUUUUACUGUGAUGGGAGGAUUAUGAUGGCCAAACAGACGGGGGUUUUCUACCUCACCCUGGUCCUCAUCCUUGUAACCUGUGGACUGUUUUUCACCUUUGAUUGUCCGUUCCUGGCACAGCAGCUGACCCCCAUCAUUCCAGUCCUAGGAGGAGCUCUGUUUUUGUUUGUACUGGGGACUCUAUUGAGAACCAGCUUCAGUGACCCCGGCGUCCUGCCUAGGGCCACCCCUGACGAGGCAGCGGAUUUGGAGAGACAAAUAGAAGGGUGACAUGACAUGGAGGCC